Messenger RNA from Rangifer tarandus platyrhynchus (Svalbard reindeer), 945 nucleotides. The record is from the annotation of a GenBank genome assembly. NCBI's taxonomy places the organism in Eukaryota, Metazoa, Chordata, Mammalia, Artiodactyla, Cervidae.
AUGAAGAUGCACAGAGCCAGUGCCCUGACUCCAAGGAUACAGGACAGCCUGCAGGGCCCAAUAAGCUAUAAGAAACUCAUUUCCAACAUAAUGACACAGGUAGCGGAUAGUAAAUGGGGAAAAGAGAAACCACGCAAGACUAGUCAGAAGGAAGCUGGACUGCUCAAGCAGCAGAGAAAGCUGGCUUCAGAGCAGGAAAUGCCCAGGGAUAAAGGGGGUGCACGACGGAAGACCACUCAGAAAGGGAGCAGCCACGCUCAGUGUGAGUGUACAAGCGAGGGUCACACCAGGCAGAGGCCCACAGCCCGAAAGGAGAAGCAGCUCAACCCUGGAGACAGCGACCGCGCUCAGCCAGCAGCGCGGGGAGGACAGACGCCCCUGCCUGUCCUGCCAGCGCUGCACAGAACUCCCCCACCCCGACAACAGCACAAGACCUCCUCUGCACGGUGCUCACCAGACACUUAUCGGCACGUCCUGGGGUCCCACAGCUGGGCCCCAGCACUCGGACAGUGUGCCUACACCCAUGAGCUCGAGAGGAGGAGAGUGGGCAAGAUUACUGGCAAGGCCAAGAGAUGCCGCUGCGUGAAGACUGUGUUUGGCACCAUCUUCCUAAGAAGAAGGGACGGCGGGCACCGGCGCGCAGCUUCACAGGCCCUCGCCGCGGCCGAGCAGGAUUUUCCAGCGCGAGCCCGGAGCCGCUGGAGCUGCUGGGGAAUUGUCAGGCAGAGCAACCUGAGCUGCAACUCCGAGAACGCUGCUGCUUCAAUCACGGGUCAUCGACGGAAUCACGUUGCCAAUGGCCAAGAAAUACCACCCAACUCACCAGGCUCUGACAAAACCCUGAGCGGCGCGGCGCACAGCACGCUCUCUCUACUCCUGGUGAAGGAAACUCCCAAGUCUCAGACUCCCACAGAAGCGGAGACCGUCCAACACCCGGCUUCAUAA